GACGUGCUUGUUCUUGUGUUGCAGAUUCUACUGGGACCUCUGCAUGCUGUUCCUCCUGGUCGCCAACCUCAUCAUCCUGCCGGUGGCUAUCUCCUUCUUCAACGACGACCUCUCCACACGCUGGAUCGCCUUCAACUGCCUCUCAGACACAAUAUUCCUCAUAGACAUUGUCGUCAAUUUUAGAACGGGUAUCAUGCAACAAGACAACUCCGAGCAAGUGAUUCUCGACCCCAAACUAAUCGCCAAGCAUUACCUUAAAACAUGGUUCUUCCUCGACCUUAUCUCCUCGGUGCCGCUAGACUACAUCUUUCUCAUCUUCAACCAGUACCGCGACAAAGAGGACUUCAGCGAGAGUUUCCAGAUCCUCCAUGCGGGGCGGGCGUUGCGCAUCCUCCGCCUGGCCAAGCUCCUCUCCCUGGUUCGCCUCCUCCGCCUCUCCCGGCUCGUCCGAUACGUGUCGCAGUGGGAGGAGGUCUAUAUCCUAAAGAACCACCGCAAAAAGCACAGUGAGAGACGGAGUCCGCCUGGUGGCUCAGAUGCCCUGAACAGACGUAAAAGGAAGCCGUACAAUGUUUACAAUAUUCCAUUUUUUAAGUUCCUCAACAUGGCGUCCGUCUUCAUGCGCAUCUUCAACCUCAUCUCCAUGAUGCUCCUGAUCGGCCACUGGUCAGGCUGCCUCCAGUUCCUCGUGCCCAUGCUGCAGGGCUUUCCCUCCAACUCUUGGGUGGCAAUCAACGAGCUUCAGAACUCCUACUGGCUAGAGCAGUACUCGUGGGCGUUCUUCAAGGCCAUGUCGCACAUGUUGUGUAUCGGGUACGGGCGCUUCCCGCCUCAGAACCUCACCGACCUGUGGCUCACCAUGAUAUCCAUGAUCUCCGGCGCCACCUGCUACGCCCUUUUCAUCGGCCACGCCACCAACCUGAUCCAGUCGCUGGACUCUUCCCGCCGCCAGUACCGCGAGCGGCUGAAGCAGGUGGAGGAGUACAUGGCUUACCGCAAGCUGCCGCGUGAGCUACGGACGAGGAUCACGGAGUACUUCGAGCACCGUUACCAGGGCAAGUUCUUCGACGAAGAAAUGAUCCUGGGAGAGCUCUCAGAAAAGCUCCGCGAGGACGUGAUAAACUUCAACUGCAGGGCCUUAGUUGCUUCCGUGCCAUUUUUUGCAAAUGCUGAUGCACGCUUUGUGACCGACGUGGUUACCAAGCUGCGAUACGAGGUGUACCAACCAGGUGACAUCAUCAUCAAGGAGGGCACCAUUGGGAACAAGAUGUAUUUCAUCCAGGAGGGCAUUGUUGAUAUUGUUAUGUCCAACGGCGAUGUGGCGACCUCCCUCAGUGAUGGCUCCUACUUUGGUGAGAUUUGCCUUUUGACCAACGCAAGACGGACGGCCUCUGUGCGGGCGGAGACCUACUGCAAUCUGUUCAGCCUGAGUGUAGAGCACUUCAACACAGUCCUCGACUCCUACCCACUCAUGCGGCGGACCAUGGAGAGCGUCGCGGCGGAGAGGUUAAACAAGAUUGGAAAGAAUCCAUCCAUAGUUAGCAACAGAGAAGAUCUAACCAAUGACUGCAAGACUGUCAACGCAAUCGUGAACGCCUUGGCAUCUGUGGCGUCGACGGAGCAGUGUGACGGAGGGACCAGCUCAGAGGAGUCCAUGAUGCACGACGGCUCCAGCACCAAGGGUCGACACCACCACCACAACCUGCUCGACCUUGGGUCCAUCGGGAAAGCAUUGGCCAAAGGUCACUUACCAAGGCCAAAGAGUGAGAAUAACUUCGCCCUCUCUUUAGACAGCCCUUCCCCUCUAAACCGUAACCGCCCUUCCUUUCACAAGUCCGAUACUUUCCAUAAAGACACUUCGUUCCAAUAGCAGGCGGCCCCCGCCCAUGCACUUAUGCUCGUGGGCGCUACAGCUGAUCUUUUUUGUACUAUCAUGAAACACGGGGAGAGACCAAGUGACCUGCACCAACAAGUAACAAAAACAAACUCAAACUUCCAAGCACAUAGUGAACAAUCUUUGUGAUUUGUAAUGAUAGUGAUUAUUAUUGUAGGUAAACAAGAAUUGUUAGUGUGUUUAUUAGGUGCUCAAUCCAUGAGAACCUCUGCUGGUGAGUAGUGCGUUGACAACCCCCCUUCCCGGUGCAUAGCGAGGACACGCGUACACGCUAACAAGUAACCAAUCACGACAAGCUUCUGCCACACCUGAACUAUCUAACAGUAAGAGGGACACUAUUGUUGUGUUGUUAUUGCUUCAGAGGAUUAUCUGUUACUAUGAGAAGGUGCCAAAGUCCAAGGAGAUCUGGCCUUUUGGGUGGUGGUUGAGUCUAUGUUCCUGACAAACAUCUGCUGAAGGUAGGUAAGCAAUAAUAUUACGUAAUCAAAGCGCAUUCUUGUCGAGUGCAGGACAGGCAUGACAUGGGUACAACAUAUCUACUUGGGGUGAUAAAUGUGUUGCUAUAUGUUGACCUUUUGUAAAGUUUUACAUUAUAUCGAAUUUUUUGAACAGUGUUAGAAAGGCUUUGGAUAUUACGGUCACGACGUGUAUCUGUUGUAAACUGGAGUUUUAUAUCAAGAGAGUGUUAUUAAAAUCUAGUCGUAAGGUCCCUGCAGCCUGCUGUGUGGUGCCCAUGUAUGCUGUUUGGAGUUUGUAUGCACGAUAUAGAGCUCACUAAGCCUAUAUUGAGCUCCUUCAUGCUGUAUAAAGCUCUCAAGCCUUUACUGAGCUCCUUUGCUGUAAAAAGAGCUCACGAGCCUGUCGAGCUCAUCUAUGCUAUAUAGAGCUUAUGUUAGCUGUAUAAAGCUCAUGUAUGCUAUAUAAAGCUCAUAUAUGCAUUAUAUAGCUCAUGUAGGGAGCAUAAGACUUAUGUAUACCGUAUGAAACUCAUACGUAUAUAAAGCUUAUGUAUCCUAUAUUGAGCUCCUGUAUGGUGUAGAGACCUCGUGUAUGCUGUAUUAAGGAUUUGUAUGCUAACUAGAGCUCAGCAUAUGCUACAGAUGAGUACAUGCCUUCAUGCGCGUGGAGGACUAGGGCGGUCAGGAACAGUAGACAGUCGGACGCUGGAGUAAGCUGCUUGCGAGGGGGCGUUGUCGGCCCCGUCUGUGAUUGAUGCAACACUUCAUCUCGCCAUCCCGCCGCCGCCACCACUGAUGCUCCUCCGUGACUCGUACAACGCUCAUACUGUACACUGAAAAGCCUACCAAUAUUCCUAAUCCCUCAAUAUAAUAAUAAUAAUAAUAAUAAUAAUAAUAAUAAUAAUAAUAAUAAUAAUAAUAAUAAAGUUUGAAUAUAGUUUUUAAUGUUACAUAGAGAUAUUUUCAAAAUCCUUUAUGUUUCUUAAUAAUUAUUCUUUGUAUAUCUGAUAAAUGCUGUAAAUAUUAAAAAUUUUCUACUGUAAAUACAAUAAUUGCAUAACACUGAAGUACUCGAGUCAGGGAUUGUUAGAAAAUAUUGGUAAUAACACUUCUUGUGUACUACAGUUGUGCAACAAGUGUUCAGUGGUGCAGGCAACGUCAUCUCCCAUACUUCACACACAUUCUCAGUGAGACAUCUUCAUGGUAUCAUAGUCAUGCCAAUUCAAGAGUUUAUUUUCGCUCGUCAGUGAGGAUAGUAAAAUAUGCAAUAAUUAAUGUCCACAUGUAGAACCAUAAGCUCAACUAGGGGCCCUAGGGAGGUAGUGCUAAUUUUGACAUUGCUAUCUAGCCUAGACCAAAGCUCACUUCUUGCAGCCACACCAGAAAGACUAAUUCAUUAAGUAAAUGAGCACCCCAGUCGUGCUUCAUAAAAGGAACCCAUAGAUAUACAUUAUUGUGAAAGUGCUUCUUGUAGGUUAUAACUUGUUGAGGUCAUGUUUUCUGUGUGAAUGUCCUCUUAGCCAGUAGCCCGUUGGUCACCCACCGCUCCUCCCUCUUUGAGUGCGUCACCCCAAACCAUUGAACCCGUAGCACCAGGAAAAGCAGUGUGAUUCUUUCCCAUUCUCCUUUCGUUUCCUCUCACUUGCCAUUGUAGUGAUCACGUAGUCGAAGUGCCUCAAGUACUGAAGCUGUAGAGUUUAAUCUUCUCAGCAUCCUCUCCACAGCCUCUCAUCAGUCAUGCUAACGCCAAUUUGGGUACGAAUGUCCAUGACAACCAUGCUAGUUUGCAAUGGUCAUGUUAAGUUUCCCGUAGUGCUUCCCUUUCCUAACCCCACUGCAACCACCACGGCCUUCUUUUCCCUCCUUCUCCUCCUCCUCCUCCUCCUCCUCCUCCUCCUCCUCCUCAUUCUUCGUUUCCUCACCCUCCGCCCUACGAGAAUGAUGUGACAGGCAUUCAAGAUCUGAAUAAGUUAGGUAACGUCAAUCACUCUCAAAUUGUUUGUACACCGAAUUUACCCAAUCAGCAGAGAUAACGGUCUGUCGUUUCAAGCGAGGUGAUUCAACAUACAUUGGCAGGAUUUUUUUUUCUUACAUCAUAUAGAGUAAUCUGUCAUCAGAACAAACUACCAGCAAAAGCAGCUAAUUUGAAAAUGAGCAACUCAAUAAAAAAUCCCAUUAACCUAUAUUUUGUUGCGACAGGUGUGAAUUGAGAAUUAUUUUACAUACUCUUCUUCAGCAAGUGCUGUAAUCCGUUCUGCAGGAUACUGGGGCAUCUGACAAAGAGAUUAAAUCGUUAAAGAGGGUAUCCUCGAAAUUAAGCAACAUGCUUUCUGUUGCCUGUUCGUACAAGUUUUUUUUUCUUCCUCCUCCACCCAUCGCGCCAGUAGUUUCAAUUCCUUCACCCAGCCUUCCCCUAUUUUUUGUCAUGGAUAUUCUGCCGCAAAUAAAUAUAUUGCACAUUGUUUUAGGUGAAAAUUAUAAAAUAUCAAAAACUGUAAAUUUGUUAACGCCAUGCUCCACCGCGUUGUUUGAGAAGCAUGCGUAUGCAGUAUAUAUAUUAUAUAUAUUCUUUAUUUGAAUUGUUGAUCAUUUCACACAGUAAGUGUUGGUCAAGGUUAGGGUAUAAUAAGCUAUCCUUCCAUUUUUAUGAUAAUCAUAUAUUUCAACAGGUAUUAUUUUAGCUCCCUACAAGCAGUAAUAAGCUUAUUACAGACAUAAUAGAGUUGCAUAAUGUACAACUGCAUAAGAUAACCAUUAGAGGGUAUUAUAAUAGCAAGGAGAGUUAUGUUAAUUUUCCUGUCAAUAUUUUGUAGAUUCCUUUGGCCACCGUUGUUCUGGGAUGCUCUGUUCUUGACGGCAGGUGAACGCUGCACGUAGGUAAGGUACUUUCUUGCCACCUACGUCUAUUUUGAAUUUCAAGAACACCAGCCAUCCUUAGGCGGGGGUUGGCGCCUCCCCUUCGCCACAAGCUGCCGCCCCCGCCGCCCUCCCCCAAUUUGUGCCCGGCCUUCACGCCCCAGGGCUCCUCACCCCCUACCCCCAUCAUUGUUAUUGUUGAUUUCCUUCCCUCUUACUACAGUGAUGUGCAGUAAGACGAGGUUUCCAGUUCAAACCUAGAUAUUCGUUUCAUUACCCAAGAAAAAUGUUUCAUAUGCAAGAGAAAACUGUUCAAAUUGUGCUACAAUCAUGUAAAUUAACAAAAAUGUCUUAUCAUUAGUUCAUUCCUUUGUCUUGAUAGUGACUAUUCAUCUAAUAGAUCAGAGGGUUUAGCCCGACCAGUGACGGUUUGAUGAACAUUACUUUCGUUUUACACCUAAUACUUAAACAAGGUAAUUUAUGUCUUUUAUAUGAUUAUAAUUUUUUAAUGCUAACUUAUGUGCUAGCAUAUUGCUAGUUUAUGUAAAUAAUUUACAUUAUGCAGAGGUUAUUAGUUAA
Eriocheir sinensis (Chinese mitten crab) is the source of this 5787-nucleotide messenger RNA. RefSeq names its product potassium/sodium hyperpolarization-activated cyclic nucleotide-gated channel 2-like. Gene Ontology annotation, biological process: potassium ion transport; transmembrane transport. The coding region runs from base 44 to 1870 and encodes 608 amino acids. NCBI's taxonomy places the organism in Eukaryota, Metazoa, Arthropoda, Malacostraca, Decapoda, Varunidae. Gene Ontology annotation, cellular component: membrane. The record is from RefSeq and is a predicted model, not a curated record. The transcript has 11 exons. Gene Ontology annotation, molecular function: voltage-gated potassium channel activity.